Molecule: messenger RNA, 2395 nt
Organism: Exaiptasia diaphana
Lineage: Eukaryota; Metazoa; Cnidaria; Anthozoa; Actiniaria; Aiptasiidae
Product: WD repeat-containing protein 31
Exons: 11
Coding region: 56-1051 (331 amino acids)
Molecular function (GO): protein binding
Source: RefSeq, a predicted model, not a curated record
UCGACUAAAAAUAUUCCAUUUUUCGCCAAGAAAACMCAUUGUAUGUGAGGCCUAAAUGCAACCGGGCUGUUUUCGUUGCUUUGACAGUUUAUGGAUGGGUCUGAGGAAGUCUAAACCACGUAGAAAUAAAGAUCAGUACGGGGAUGAAGGUCUUAUAGAUGUGAUCGCCAGCCAUCAGGUUUCUGAACACGAACCGGUUCACAAGGACGCCGUAACYUGUGUUGCUGCUUAUUCUGAUGGAUUUUGUUUAUCUGGCAGUGCUGACAGGACAGUUGCCUUGUUCAACCUAAGAUCAGGUAUAGUGACACAAAGAUGGAUAGGGCAYGACAAAGAAAUUACCAAGCAAGAUCCCAUAGACACRUAUGAAGGUCAUAAACUGGUAGUUACAGGAAUAGACUUAAAUAAUGAUCAAACAGUGCUGUUUUCUGGGUCAAGGGACAACAGUGUAAGACUGUGGGAUGUUGUUACUGGUCAGUGCAUCAGUCACAAUGAGGUGACAAGGAAUUUGGUUUCCUGUGUUAAGUGGAUACCACAAUCACACGAAGUUGUACAAACUGGAGAAGACAAAAUGGUCAAGGUCUGGGACACACGGACACUGACACCAGCAUUUACCUUCCCUCCAAAACAAUAUUUCCAGACAUGUUGUGACUGUUCUGAUGAUGGUAAAUACAUUUUGACAUGUAACAAUGGUUUUAACAGAAGUGGUUGUGAAGCAACUCUGUGGGAUUUGAGGCAGAAGAAGCAAGUUUAUCAGUAUGUUGGACACACUCAGACUGCAUCAGCAUGUAUUUUCCUGCCAUUUACUGAAGGCAUAGCUCCACACCCAUUGAUCGCUACAGCAUCACAUGACUCAACGCUUAGAAUAUGGAAAAGAGAAACUAAAGAAUGUAUUCUAGUUGAGGAAUUUCCCGGUUCUGGUCCACUAACAAGUUUAACGGCCUGGCCCAAUGGAGGUCUCUGUGUGUCAAGCUUCCAUGUUGGGAUCUACAAGCUCAAUUUACAAGAGAAAGAUGAUGGUAAACUAACAUUAAAGAGAAUGGUCCACUUUUGACGUCCGCAGACACAACAACUAUUAGUUAAAGUAAUAUGAUUUUUAGGUAGUGAUAAUAGGCAAUGUGCAGCGACGCCAUUUUGAACAACAAAGCAUUAUGGGAGAUUUUAUUCAGCGCACAUUACAUAUCUACUUAAAGUCUCCCUAAAAGCCGUUAUAAUAUUUUCUUCUUUGUAAAAACGGCAAAACUACUUCUAUUUUUGUAAAGAAAAAGCAAAAGAACCUAAGCUUAGCCAACGUUAAAGUGAUUGGACUACAACCCCCAUCAUGCCUUGCUGAUUAAAAUGGCGUUGCUGCAUAUUGACUAUCAAAGCAGCUAGUCCCAUAGUCCGGCUUUUCAAAGGGGCUAUGGCCCUUCAGUUAGACAUAGCGCGUUUUAAAAACCCUCUACUUUUCAUAUAAAUGUCUGUAAAUCAAAAUUUACAAGAAAAUUACAGAAUUCAAAGCGCGCUAUGUUUUCCAGCGAGGGUAAAGAUACAUGUAACCAUUGAUGAUUUUAUUUUAUUUUAUAAAUUAUUAUCUUUCUUGUAAAUACUUAAUAUACGUCAAAAUGAUAUCAUAUAUAUUAAUCAAUAUAGUUUUAGGAAUUCUGUACAUUGAAAUUAAAAAACGGCUCUGUAAUGUAUAAUAAUAAGAAGUUCAUGUAUUCAAGGAAUACUCAAACAGUUUUUCCGCAUCGCAGAUCUUUGUCRGGGUCAAGCAGGUUACAUCAUCGAAUCUAAGACAGAAAGGGAGCUUCGUAAAGCAAAUAUUUCGUAUAAUAUCAUAACUAUAUCACUGUUUCAGUUCUAACACUGCAUGCUCUGAAUUAUCAUGGACUCGCACAGUCAAUCCAUUAACGUUGUUCGGUUGUAUAAAGACAUAUUAAAAGACAAAAACAAAAUCAUUUGAAUAUAUCAUAUAUUUUUUGCAACAAUAUUUAACUUUAAGUUGCAAAACGUCAUUUGAAUGUCAAUAAAAUUUAGAUUUGUUAUAUUUAUCUGGAGUUUUAAAUUAGAAAAAUGUCCCGGGACUUUUGAUUUUUUUUGCUAUCUUUAUGUCUUUACAACUGACCAACGUGAAGUUGGAUUGGCCGUUUGUAAGAAAGGAAUAUAAUUAAAAUGUGUGAUUUCUGAAGGUUUUUCGGUCCUAGCAUAGAUGACAGCGCCUUUUUCAACCCGACAAUGUACAAUUUUACAAUUAGGUUUAUGCGAAUGGUAAAAAUUGAAUUGAUACUAAGUUGAUAUUAUUUUAGGAACGGGUUCUACUGUGCUGAAUUCCCAGUUUCUGUUGCUCAUUUUCGGUCAUCGGACGUGUAGUAUUCCUAUUUUCUAGCUUAAUAAACUCAUUGGAAAACGCUGUUAA